UGAGAUGUCAUGCAAGUCGUUCAGUGUGGGACUAUAGAGGACAGUGAUGAGCCUGUAAAUUAAAAACACGUUUACUGUGUCUGGGCUUUGGUGGUCCAGGAUCCCCGGGUAUGUGCCGUGUCGUAUUAACCUAGACAUUUCCAAUAAUAUAAUGGUAAAUUAAAGGUAAGUAUACUUUCAACCUGUUAUCAUUAGGCAACCACCAAAACAAAAAUAAAGUUGUUUUUUUUACAAAAAAACUGAUUUAUGCACAUGUCCACAUAGUUAAUAGUCUUAUAUUUAAGGUGUUUUAUAUUUUAGAGAUAUUGUAAAGAUGUAUGUAUAAUUCUUGGUAACUUUGGCCAACAUGUGCCCACUAACUCUCCUCUUAAUUGCAGAGGGUGUGAAGGUGUAGUGGACUUGGUUGAGGAGAGGCGCUGCAGACUUUUGGCCGAGCUUCUGGAGUCAUUUAGGAGCACCAAUAAACGACCCACUGGAUACUGAGAGAUCCUGGAGGCAGUAAAGUGUCCCCCCUGUCCAGAGGGUGAUGCAACCAGAGGAGGGGGAGACAGGAUCAUCCGGCUGCUGCCAACAGAAAGAAACUGAUGCUGCCUGCAAUCUGAAGUUGUUUAAUGAGCGAACUGUUAGCGCCUACAAAUGACGAGGCAUCGGACAUUUAUCAACGUAUCAAACAGAAACAUUAGGAGAACCUCAGAGUGAGCUGUAAAUGUAUCGGCGUCACAGAGCUCAGUAUGAAGAAGUCGGUCCGGCCAGCGGUGAGUAAGGUGAGCGGAGAUCGAGGGAAGGCGGAGGCCACGGCGACGUCUGGGACCGGAAAGCCUGCAGCCAAGACCAGCACUACUGCACCGCUGUCUAAGGUGAAAAGCAAUGAUGAUCUUUUAGCAGCUAUGGCCGGAGGUUCAAGUAAUGCCGUCAACAAGACCAAGAGGACGGCCUCCACCGGGACUAAUGCUAGCAACCUAGACAGCAAGCCAAAGACAACGUCGGGUGCUUCAUCCAAGCGGACAACCACAUCGAUUUCCAAGGAGCCAAAUUCGUCACGAGACCGUCUUCGGACAUCCAGGACCUCCGCCAAUAAGAAGCAGUUGGUCUCCGGGACUGCAGCGGGCGACACAGCCUCGGGGAAGCGCUCUCGUGGCCAGCUCCUGCCAGAGCCUGAUGGCCGUAUGAGCAAGUCUAAAUCAGACGGCCAGAUCAGUGAUAAGGUGGCUCUGGAGACCAAAGUGAAAGACCUGUUGGGUUUGGCGAAAAGCAAAGAUGUGGAGAUCCUCCACCUUCGCAGCGAGCUGAGGGGCAUGAGGGCCCAGCUUGGCUUGGGAGGGAAGGAAGCGCCGCAGCAGGAAGAAGCUGAAGAGGAGGAGGAGGAGGAAGAGGAGGAGGAGGAGGUGGUGGAGAAGCCCCCGGUUUCAGCCAUCACAGCAGCUGAUGUGGAGUCCACUCUGAUUCUCUUACAAGAGCAGAACCAGGCCAUCCGAGUGGAGCUCAACCUGCUGAAGAGUGAGAACCGGAUGCUGAAAGACCGGCUCAAUGCACUGGGCUUCUCUCUGGAGCAGAGGCUGGAUGCGUCCGACAAGCUAUUCAACUACGCCUCACUGAGCCCGGACCUGGCCGUGGGCAGCGGGCAGAGUGAUGGCAGAGGAACGGGUACGCUGACCUCCUCGGUGGAAGGCUCGGCCCCCGGCUCCCUGGAGGACCUGCUCACGGGACACCAGCACGGAGGCUCAGCGGACAACCUCGACAGUGAAUCUAGCGAGGUCUACCAGGCCGUCACCUCCAGCGACGACGCCCUGGACGCCCCCUCAGGAGCCUCCUCGUCAUCCGAAUCGGAGUGCGCGCCCAGCAGGGAGCGCUCGCGGAGGGGCAGCAGUGACAAUGCCAGCGAGGUGUCAGUGGCGUGUCUGACGGAGCGCAUCCACCAGAUGGAGGAGAACCAGCACUGCACCGCCGAGGAGCUCCAGGCCACGCUGCAGGAGCUGGCCGACUUGCAACAGAUCACCCAGGAGCUGAACGGAGAGAACGAGCGGCUCGGCGAAGAGAAGGUGAUCCUCAUGGACUCCCUGUGCCAGCAGAGCGACAAGCUGGAGCUGUACGGUCGACAGAUCGAGUACCUGCGCUCCCUGCUGGAUGACCAUCACAUAUCGUACGGACUAGAGGAGGACAUCAAGAGCGGCCGCUACAUGGAGCUGGAGCAGCGCUACGGAGACCUGGCAGACAACGCCCGCUUUGAGAGAGAACAGCUGCUUGGGGUUCAACAACACCUGUCUAACACUCUGAAGAUGGCUGAACAGGACAACGCCGAGGCCCAGGAGAUGAUCGGAGCGUUGAAAGAGCGGAACCACCAGAUGGAGCGCAUCAUGGAGUCCGAGAGACAGGGUCGGGCCGCCAUGGGGGCCGCUCUAGAAGAGUACAAGGCCGCGGUGAGCAGUGACCAGGCGGAGCUGAACCGCUGCAGAAACCAGCUGGACCAGGAGAGGCAGAGGGUGGCCGAGCUGUACUCCCUUCACACGGCCGGGGAUAAAAAUGACAUCUGCCAACUGCUGGAAGGAGUGCGUCAGGGGAAAGAAGAGGCGGAGGCCAAGGCGGCGAAGUUGCAGGAGGAGCUGAAACAAGCCCACAGCGAACUCACCCGGCUGCAGGAGACUUUCAGUAAGCUGGACAGGGAUUACAGACACUUCCAGGAGCAGGUGCAGCAGCAGAUGGCCGAGCAGGAGCGCGUGCUGGAGAAGCAGCGCGUGGAGCUGCAGGAGAAGGAGACCGAGAUCGCAGACAUGAAGGAGACCAUCUUUGAACUGGAGGACGAGGUGGAGCAGCACCGAGCUCUCAAACUCCACGACAACCUCAUCAUCACGGACCUCGAGAAUUCGGUAAAGAAGCUGCAGGACCAGAAGCACGACAUGGAGAGAGAGAUUAAGAUUCUUCACCGCAAACUGAGGGAGGAGUCGAUGGAGUGGCGUCAGUUCCAGGCUGAUCUGCAGACGGCUGUCGUCAUUGCUAAUGACAUCAAGUCCGAAGCGCAGGAGGAGAUCGGAGACCUGCGGCGCCGGCUGCUGGAAAACCAGGACAAGAACGAGAAGCUGUGCAAGGAGCUGGACGAGGUCAAGACCCGCAAGCAGGACGAGGAGAGAGGCCGAGUGUAUAACUACAUGAAUGCGGUGGAGAGGGACCUGGCUGCUCUCAGACAGGGGAUGGGUCUCAGCCGGCGAUCGUCCACCUCCUCAGAGCCCUCGCCCACCGUCAAAACACUCAUCAAGAGCUUCGACAGUGCCUCACAAGGUCCACCUUCCAAUGGGAGCGCCCCGGCGACGCCAACAGCCACGGCCGCUCCGAUACCACGCACCCCCCUCAGUCCCAGUCCCAUGAAGACGCCCCCAGCAGCUGCUGUUUCCCCCAUACAGAGACACUCCAUAAGUGGCUCCAUGUCAGCAGCCAAGCCGCUCUCCUCCCUGAGUGAUAAGAGGCCCAGCUACACGGACAUCACCAUGCCAGCGGAGCACCUUCUCAGGGGAACCUCGGCUAGCCGGCCUCCGUCUGUCCACCAGAGGGUCCCCAACAUGGACUCCACCAAGACAAUAUCAGUGUCCCGCCGGAGCAGUGAGGAGAUAAAGAGGGACAUGUCUGCUCCAGAUUCCUCCUCAACCUCCCUGAUGGCUAUGAGUGCUGCCUCCUCCCCGCUCUCCCUGUCCUCCUCCUCCCCCACCGCCUCCAUCACCCCCACAGCACGCAGCCGCCUAAGAGAAGAGAGAAAGGACCCGCUGUCAGCACUGGCCAGAGAGUAUGGAGGCUCCAAGAGAAAUGCUCUGCUGAAGUGGUGCCAGAAGAAGACUGAGGGUUAUCAGAACAUUGACAUCACGAACUUCAGCAGCAGCUGGAAUGAUGGCCUGGCCUUCUGCGCUGUGCUCCACACCUACCUGCCCGCACACAUUCCCUACCAGGAGCUCACCAGCCAGGAGAAGAAGAGAAACUUCACCUUAGCUUUCCAGGCUGCAGAGAGUGUGGGCAUCAAAUGCACUUUGGACAUAAAUGAGAUGGUGCACACAGAGAGGCCGGACUGGCAAAGUGUCAUGACUUAUGUCACAGCCAUAUACAAGUACUUUGAGACCUGACUCCGCCAUCUCACCCACCCUGCUCCUGCAGCACAAUCGGAGCCACGCCAGCCCUCCUGAGCUCUCAGCAGCCUCUCGGACCCACGAACGACUGCUAUACCUCCCCCCCCCCCACCACCACCACAAAACACCCAGUCACGCUGCAUGUCCUCAGUAUUAAGCAGCAUUAAACCUGAACCUCACUGGACUCGCACACAGAUGCUACAUCCUUCCAAUGCAGCGUAGCGGGCGCUUUGUGUUGCCUGUUUGUCUACUGUUACACUAGUAAGCCAUGAGAAGUAACUCUGGUCAACCAAGUAUGAACUGACCUGCGAUCAUCUCUUCCUUUGGUUCACGCCUGAAGGAGCUGCAUGAGAAACGUCUCAGUGCCUUCUACCUGGCUUUUCUUGGCAGAUAAUAUUCCUUCACCUAGUUUUACCUAGUUUCCAGGGGAAUUCCUGCAAAAUCUGACCGUUUUUUUUUUUUUCUUUUCUUGGUUGUGAAUAAUUUGCAGAAAACAUCAGCUUCUACAGAAUAACAAACCACAAGUCAGAGAUCUUGGAAUUCCCCGGACAACCCUGAAAAUACAAAAGACAGACGCAGCCUUUUUGCACCAAGUCUUCCAGACGUGACGGUUCGAUACAGGUGCCUCUCUCUUUCCAUGGAUAAAAGUGCCUGUGAGAGUUAUGAUGCAGGAGACCAGGAUAUGAGCUCUCUCUCUCCCUCUAUGUGCCAAUCCUCCACAGAGGCCGGCAGUGACUUUUCACUACAGUUUGUGAAGCUGAAGAUUUCGGGAGUUGUUGCCAAAUAUGUUUCCCAGCCUUGUGAUUGUCGAUUUCUGAUGCUGCAGACAGCUGCUACAUCAGCAUCGGGUCGAGACUGACAGAAAUAUGCCAUGUUCUACAACACUACUACACACUAAGCAGCACUAACGCACUCGUAUGAUGCUUGUUGUACACCGGUGCGUAUAAACACUAAUGAGUGUUUGCAUUUUGUAGGCCUGCAUUUGCCGUCUUAGACUUCUUUCAUUAGGCACAUACAUGCACACGGCAUCAUUUCAUCGUAAACCAAAAUAUGAGUGAGUAGUAUUUAGUCUUUAGAUAAAAUGUGUGUUUGACAUUUAAGUUGUGUUUAGAUCAGAGGGCCUUAAACUUCAGAGUCUAAUUAGAAGAAUAGACUCAAUGCGGCGCUGCAUUAAAGGAAUAGUUCAACUUAUUGGGAAAUACACGUAUUCACUUUCUUGCAGAGCGUCAGAGGAGAAGAUUGAUUCAACUCUCAGGUUCCUGUACGGUUAAUCUGAAGCUAGGACAAGGAGCUGGUUAGCUUAGCCUAGCAUUAAAAAAAGCUCACUAAUAGACAUGCUAUCUCUUAAUUGUCUCUUUAGUCCUCGAGUCUGCUUAGAGGUGCUCGUUGGCAGACUUUGUUCUAGCUGUUUCCCCUCUGUUCCCAGUCUUAAUGCUAAGCUAAUCCCCUGCUGGCUCUAGCUUCAUAUUCAACGCACAGACAUGAGUGGUAUCUUCUCAUCUUUCACCCGGCAAGACGGCAAACAAUUGUACUUUCUAAAAUCAUCUAUCAUCAUUUCUAGCUCAAAAUAUGCAGAAGUAAUUGGACAUUUCAUUGCGCCUUUGACUUCGGUUGUGUGUGAAUACUGAUGCGGUGUUAGACAGGUCGUUUUUGAAAUUCCUAGUAUGACUUACAGUUACUAUAGAGAUACUUCGCAGCACACAAUGUCAUACAGUUUGUGCGAUUUCAGUCGGCAACAUUAAUGUUGUGCAUAUCGCUUUAAGUCCCCUUAUUUAGUAUUUACAAGCUAUAUACGAACAUGUAAUCAUUGAUUUAAGAGCUUUAAGGACAUUUUAAAUGUUUAAUAAUGUAGUUUGUCAGCAGUAAUAACUUCUCCAAUAAGACUUAUUUAUAUCAUUACAACUGUGUUUCACUAUAUUGUCAUUAUUUAUCUGUUAAUAUCCUACACUUAUGGGUGUCCACGGGAGGAAUUAUAGUUGUGGACAAAUACAUUAAUAAACACUUAAAUAUGCUUACAGCUACAUUUUAUGUAAAUUAUAAGCCUUUUAUUAAAUGUGUAUAUAUAUACUGCUUUGAAAUGCUAAAUAGGGGGAUUUAAACUAAAGUGCCACCAUGUUGCGCUGUGUGUUUAUCGGGCCUCGACAUACCAAGUUCACUGUAUUUAUUUUGCAUGGUUACCAAUUGUUGUAGUGAGGUCAUUGCUUUAUGUGUGUGUCUGGAGUGUCAAUGAAUUUACUUCACAUACAGUACGUAGCUGCACUGAGAUACGCUUUUUUUAUUCCGCACUAAUUUCCUGCCUUAACCAGUUCAGCCGAGGCUUCUGCGAGUGAAACUGACAUUUCAAACCGCGGUGAUCUUUGCUCACCAGGCAUUGUGUCGCAGCGUGGAAACAGUCACUGAAACAAGGUCCUUCUUGUUUGAGCCCCUUGAGGAACACUUACUAGUGAGUGAUGGUCAUCAGCCGUGUCUGGUGGAUUUGGACCAGAUUAGGCUGCCAGCUGGCAUCAAUAGCAACAUCAGAUACGACAUCUUUGUCUCGAUUUAGAAGCACAUCCUGCCAAGCUGCAUCAACAGUGUGUACAGCUGCAUUAGACAUUCAGUGGUUUAACGUUCGCACAAGGGCCUGCAACAAUGACAGUUUUCUUUAUUUUCUUUGUGUGUGUGUGUGUGUGUGUGUGUGUGUGUGUGUGUGUGU
Messenger RNA from Anarrhichthys ocellatus (wolf-eel), 6801 nucleotides. It is a transcript of the gene specc1la, whose product is annotated as sperm antigen with calponin homology and coiled-coil domains 1-like a. NCBI's taxonomy places the organism in Eukaryota, Metazoa, Chordata, Actinopteri, Perciformes, Anarhichadidae. The record is from RefSeq and is a predicted model, not a curated record. The transcript is spliced from 16 exons. Bases 732 to 4103 code for a protein of 1123 amino acids. Gene Ontology annotation, molecular function: protein binding.